AUGUGGCCUUGGAGUAGCAGCGCGGACAAGCCUGUGGGCUCAUCCACUUCCCAGAAUGAGCCCGAGAGCGCGACAAAGGACGUGAAGAAGGCCGCCGCCGAGUUUGACCCUAGCAAGCUUCCCGACAAGCAGAAGCUGAACCCCAAGCUCCAGAAGAUCAUGGACAAGGAAGACCACGAAGACAACUUCUUCGACGAGCUCGUCGACGGCUACGCCCCGCCCUCGACCGACUCCAACGUGCGCUACGCCGCCUACGCGGCCCGCUUCCGAACCAUCCUCCUCUCGGCGCACCGCUACGUGGCCUACACCUCCGACAUUGGCGAGUCGUUCCGGCCCGUCGCGCACCCGUGGCUCGUGCGCGGCGCCUACGGCGUCUCGUGGGCCUACAUCCUCGGCGACGUCAGCUACGAGGGCUACAAGGCCUUCCUGCACAACCAGCGCGCCCUCAACCCGCGCCUCGAGCUCACCGCGCGCCAGCAAAAGAUCCUGGGGCUCGAGGAGGCGACUCCGCCGCCCACUGCUGCUGCUGUUAAGGAGACGGCGGCGCCUGCGUUGGGCGCGGGCGCGGGCGCGGUCGCGCCGCUGGACGAUUACCGCACCGUGAUGCUGCAGCGAGGCAUCUUCCAGAGCCUGGCGAGUAUGGUAUUUUCGAUAAACCGGUCGAGAACGCGGUCGAGUGGGCGUUCCAUAAGGGGUUUGAGGCGUAUGGUGGUCACCAGGCUGUGGGGGAUGCGCUGCUUAUUGGGAGGGAGAGGCAGUUGA
Messenger RNA from Chaetomium globosum CBS 148.51, 762 nucleotides. RefSeq lists its product as uncharacterized. The transcript is spliced from 3 exons. The record is from RefSeq and is a predicted model, not a curated record. Gene Ontology annotation, cellular component: mitochondrion. Gene Ontology annotation, biological process: mitochondrial fission. Lineage: Eukaryota; Fungi; Ascomycota; Sordariomycetes; Sordariales; Chaetomiaceae. Bases 1 to 762 code for a protein of 253 amino acids.